AUGGCUCCGUACCACGUCACAGAUGAAGAAAAUGGACCAUUGGUCGUUGUAUCAUCUGCAAUCAUGAUGACUUAUAUGAUACUUUGUUAUCUUGUUAGGGUCUUCAUGAGAUUCACGAUCAAUGGUCCGUUUGGGAAAGAUGAUUGGUCUUUGACAAUUGGAUCUCUCAUAGCGGUGGUACAGACCGGUCUAAAAAUAUCAGAGGCAUAUGCCGGCCUUGGGCGACGAAGGCAUCUAGUACCUUUAGAGGAAAUUGAACGAAUUGAAAAAUUGGCGUACGCUGGCGAUAUCUUUUACCUUGUUGCACUCGCAUUUUCGCGUGUUAGCACCUUUCUACUCAUUGCUCGACUGACCCGACAAAAAAACCACCUCCGGGCAGCAAGCCUGGGUGCUAUUGGGUCGAUGGUCGUCAACAUAACGUCGGUAUUCCUUAUUUGCAUGCGCUGUGACCUUUCGAGGCCGUGGGACCUCAUCUCGCCAGGCUGCUCUCAAAUGUAUUCGCGGUGGUAUACCGUCGAGACCUUGGGCAUCCUUGUUGAGCUCUAUGCAGCAUGGGUUCCCAUAUACCUCCUCUGGAGUCUUCAAAUGCAGAUCAAGUCAAAGCUCGUUGUUUUGUUUGCAUUCUCUUUCCGCCUUCCAGUUCUUGUGGCAGCAGGCGCACGUUUAUACUAUCUUCGUCAACAGCAAAUGCACGAGGACUUCCUUUUUUAUGGAGCUGCUGCAUCUGUGUGUCUCGAAGUUGAGCUUCACUAUGGGUUGAUGGCAGCCACGAUACCAUGCUUGAAACCAUUCGUGAAAUUGUUCAACACCGGGUGGUUUGACACGAGGGCUACGCAUAGCACCAGUGGGGGAGAGCAGUAUGCUCUAUCGAACAUUCAACCCGCUGAGAUCACGGUAACCACGGAGGACCAGCCCGCGAGAAGAAAGUGGAAUGAUCGGCGGCAUGUGCGGUCGCAGGGUUCCAGUGCCCCUUCUUCCGCUGGUUCCGAUAUAAUGAUUAUUCGCCAGACCACUGCCUGGGAUGUUACUUAUGACACUAAUGACCAGACCAUAUAA
This is a messenger RNA of Trichophyton rubrum CBS 118892, 1056 nucleotides long. RefSeq lists its product as uncharacterized. The record is from RefSeq and is a predicted model, not a curated record. The transcript is spliced from 5 exons. The coding region runs from base 1 to 1056 and encodes 351 amino acids. Lineage: Eukaryota; Fungi; Ascomycota; Eurotiomycetes; Onygenales; Arthrodermataceae.